GAGCCUAAACGAAGUCCAUAUGCCCUUCGGAUAAGACUUAGUCAGCCACGCAUCUUCAAGGUCUGCAGCUAGGUCACCUCUGUGCAAUAAAGUUUUGACCAUGGCAAAGCGAAGACCGGGGGGCUACUGGACUUCACUUUCAUGUUUGCCAACCUUCGCAAUGUUGCUGGCGAUAAUGAAGACCAAAGACAUAGGUGCUUUUGCUGUGGAGUAUGAGAACGUUCUGAACUCGACGGCUGUUCAAGGCAUCGAUGGAUUUUUCCCAGCAAGCAAGGCCUACGUCCUUGCUCAGAACAAGCAUCUCGAGUAUGAGCUUCAAUCUUUGAAGACCACUGUUGCUCAACUGGCUGCCGAGAAUCAGCAAGAACAGAGCAUAAUCAAUAAUUUGGUGGAAAAAGUCAACUCCUUCACUCCAGGUCUCAAUGGAACAGAUGGUAUCAAUGGCUUCAAUGGAACUGCAGGACCCACAGGGGCCACUGGCCUUACUGGUGCGACUGGAGGCACCGGCCCAACUGGCGGCACCGGCCCAACAGGUGGAACGGGCGUAGGAGUGAUAACCGCAGCGCAAGAGCUCAUCACCUUCGACGUCAACGAGAACGGCUCAAAUCUGCCUGCGGAAAAUCAAUUCGGCGCCCGCACAUCUUUCUUCAACCUCAGAUUUGGGUACGGCUUUGGGACUGUGGAGAAUGGCGGCGGAACAUGGUCGCGACCUGACAACACCUACCGCAUUGUGCCUGAGUCCCCGCCGAACGUUGCCGUGUGGUCACCGACUGGACCCGCCACCAUCCAGCCGGCACCAACUGUCGUCAGCUUUGCCCUCAACAGCAUCUAUGUUGGCUACCUCCAAGCCUCUGAAGCGCCCGCCGCCGCCCCUGUCGUCAUCACAGGCUACCUACAGACGAUCGCUGUGGCAGCGUGCUCUUACACAGUGGCCCCAACGGCAGGCCAGCCACCCACGCUGGUGACGACGCCCGGGUGCGGGAAUGUGGACCAGAUCGAGAACACAGACAACAACGGCCAAUAUUUUUUCAUUGACAAUAUGGAUGUCACACUUUUUAAGCUGUCCUAUGCCUGAGGUGCCCAUCCGCUUUUGUUUCCGAAGUUUGGAAUGGAGUAUUUGGAGCAGGUGCCGGAGGCAGACCUUUUGACUUAGCAGCUGCUGGGGAAAAUAUUUGGACACUUAGAACGAUGUCCUAAAACAAUUGCCGAAGUGCUGGGCACUCAUUUGAAUGUGAGAAACCAAGCUCUAGAGUGGAAAGAAGCAGAGAGCAGCUGCUGGAAAGGUUUUCUUAUUAAUUUUCAAAUACUUGGAAUGAAGUCUUGGGGCAGCUGCUGAAAGCAUCUGCUGGGGAGAUUAUUUGGACACUUGGAACGAUAUUCUGGAAGAACUGCCGAAAUCUAGUGCUGGGCACUCAAUUGAAAGUUGGAAAGAAAAACUCUGGAGCGGGCCCGGGAAGAAGCAGAGAGCAGCUGCUGGAAAGGUUUUCUUUAUAAUUUUCAAUAACAUGGAAUG
This is a messenger RNA of Coccomyxa subellipsoidea C-169, 1513 nucleotides long. RefSeq lists its product as hypothetical. Bases 101 to 1075 code for a protein of 324 amino acids. The transcript has 8 exons. NCBI's taxonomy places the organism in Eukaryota, Viridiplantae, Chlorophyta, Trebouxiophyceae, Coccomyxaceae. The record is from RefSeq and is a predicted model, not a curated record.